Molecule: messenger RNA, 835 nt
Organism: Episyrphus balteatus (marmalade hoverfly)
Lineage: Eukaryota; Metazoa; Arthropoda; Insecta; Diptera; Syrphidae
Exons: 3
Coding region: 143-799 (218 amino acids)
Source: RefSeq, a predicted model, not a curated record
CAAUUGCAAAUUCUACCUAAACCUAAAAUGCACUCUUACUAUAAAAACUCGUAAUACUUCCGAAAUUAUUAUCAGUCACUGUUUGUUCUUAACCUGAAACACACUUUCAAAAUAAUCAAAUAUAUCCAGUAAAUAACCUAUCAUGAAUUGCAAAAUUGCACUAGUUUUUCUGGUUGUCCUUGCAGUGGUUCUCAAAUCUUCCCAAGGAAAAAGCAUUCACGACAUAAAAGAUGACCUAGAAGAUGCUAAAAAGACUGUAGUUAUUAAAAAGCUUGCCAUUGCUAAAGGUGUUGCAGCUAAAAUAAAACUAGCUGCUUUUAAAAAAUGGGUAGCAUUAAAAGCACUUGCUAAGGCUCCGUUUGUCCUGGGAAAGAAAGCAGCUCUAUUAAAAAUUGAAGGUAUCAAAUCCUUGGCAGCUUACAAAGCUGCUAAGCUAAAGAAAGUUUUAGGUUAUGCUGCUGAAAAAACUGCUCCAGCAGUAGCAGUUGUAGCAGGUAUUCCAGCUGCAGCUGUAGCAGCUAUACCAGCUGUACUUAAACCUAAACCUGUGACACACUCUGAAUUGGGUCAUCAUACUGAAGUGGUUGAUAUUUAUACAUAUCCUGGACAUGGACAAAAUUACCAAGAAGCACAACAUCACAUUCCAGCAAACAGUCAUUAUUAUAAGAGUGGUCUAGAUGCUCCUCGAACUUAUACCAAUGAUUAUAGCUUGGUUCCUGAAAAUAAUUCGGGCAGCCAGUACUACCCCGUUUCUGAUAUUAUCCAACCACACGAAACUUAUGGUGUUCCAGCAAACUAAAUGCUUAUAACAGUUUUUAGUACAUAGUUAUUUAUA